This is a messenger RNA of Lecanosticta acicola, 1284 nucleotides long. The record is from the annotation of a GenBank genome assembly. NCBI's taxonomy places the organism in Eukaryota, Fungi, Ascomycota, Dothideomycetes, Mycosphaerellales, Mycosphaerellaceae.
AUGGACUUCGAAGCUUCAGACAAAGAGAAUGCAACACCAGGUACGGUACACCCACACCGCGCCACGACUUCAUCAUCAAGACAUCCCCUCAUUCUAACCUGUCUACAGCAUCCCCACCCCCAUCAGAAGGGAAACCCCUCUACCCAUCCCUCCCAUUCAACCGGAAAGGCAACAUCGUCAUCAAACACCCCUUCACCACAAUCCCAGCUUCCCACUCCCACUCCCAACCCUCCCCCAACACCGCUCGCAAGCGAUCCCGUCUCGGCAAUCACCUCUCCACCACCCCACCACGUCCCUCCCGCUCCUCGCAGAUCCGAAAGGUCUUCCAAGAUGCAGCCACCUCAUCACCCAAAUCUCAAUCUCAAUCUCAAUCUCAGCCCAUAUUGGACCUCCCGACGACUUCUCCCCCAAUCCCACCGGAAGCGUUGAAGAUCUUUCAGCACUUCAACCAGGCGUUCCGGACUACUCGGGAGGAACCGAGGAGGCAGGAGGAGGAGGAGGAGGAGGAGGAGAAGAAGAAGAAGAAGAAGAAGAAAGCUGUUGCGGCAUCUGGACUUUCUUCGCCGUUGAGGAAUUCCAAGAGUGUGGUUUCCAGCCAUACGGGUGAUUCAGAGGACGAAAGAUUCCAUUUCCUCGUUCGCGAUCAAGAACCCACGGUCGAGUAUCCUCAUCUCCCCGGCGCAAGAACGAAACUCUUCCCGGAUCGCGAACCCUAUCGACCGGCGCGAAGACUCUCAGAGGAGGAAGUCGUGGCAGGGUGCGAGGAGAUUUUGAGCGAAGACGACAUGUUGAAGAAGCACAGCCGCUUUGGGAUGCCGAGUCAUCCUGAAAGUCAUGGCAUGAUUCGUAAGUUUGCCCUUGGUACAAGGUAUACUGACGGAUCCCAAUCGCUGAGCUUCGGAUGAUCUAGUUCAACGACCAAGACAAGAGACCAACAAAUCCAAAUCUCCUCCCCGUUCCAGCGACGACGACGAUGACGGGGAAGACCCUCUCAAUGACCUCGAACGCGCCAUCGCGGCUUCUUUUUCCCCAUCCCCUUCGCGAUCCGAACGCCGCAAGACUCUCGACCUCAGCCUGUCCAAAGUCGCCCCGGCACCGCCUCCCUCGCCAAAGGAAGCGGAUUCUACGGAUUCCUGGACUGGCGAUGAGAUUUUCUUCCCGGGCAAGAAGCCGGCCUCAGUCUGUGCCCAAUCGCCCAGCAGAUCUGCUCGUCUGCACGUAGCGGCUGAGAUUGCCUGUCCACAACCUCAGAGGCCGAUGGGCAAGGACGUGAAUCGGAUCUAG